GCUGAGCGGCGAUAAGGAAAGCUCGACUCACCUGUAGAGAUCCGUCUGUUUCACUCGACUCAGUGGGGAAAAGAACAUGAAUAUUCCUCCUGAGAAGAGUUUCCCAUAAUAAUUGUGAGGCCAAAGGCACCUUUCUUUGGUAAGAAAAUGGACUCUUAUAAAGGACCUUGUCCCCAUCAGAGUAUUCCUGUUGAAAUGGAUGAGAGUCUGGACUGCUUCCCCCCAUGUGAACAGUGUAGUGGACACAUGGGGACCGGCCACAAGCCAGAGGCCCGUGGCUGUGAGCCUCCUCAGGGGGCAGCACACAAUUUGGGCCUGUUUAGACACCCUGAGAGCCAAUACCAGCACCAGCUUCACACAAGGCCCCCGGCACCAGCACCCUCAGGACAUAUGAAGCCCCCAAACCUGGUAGAUGCUUGGCAUGUUGGUCUAAGACAGAAAGUGCCACAGUACAGGCAAGACGCCAUGGGCCCUUCGAGCCGACCCUGGGGCCACUCUAUGGAGGAGUCAGACUACUUAGAGCCCCCUCAACCACUCAAGUCGGACUUUAACUACACCCACCACACUAAACACCCAGGUGCAUAUAUGCCACACCCCAGUCCACUGCAGGGAAGCUGUCUGAGACCGUGUGGAUGCUUCCCUCCAGCAAAUCUGCCCCAUCACAACAACAACAAUUAUUACGACCGGGGUUACCCAGCAGGUCCACACCAGGAGCCUCAACCCCACCAGCAACUGAAUCCCUUUCAAAAUACUCAGCCACCUAAAGGUGCUCCAAAUGUUCACUCUCAUUCUGUGCCUCAGUUUGCGGCACCUCAUCCAGACAUGCUGCACGAGGUCAGUGUAGGUCGUGCCGGCCCCGCAGGCACGGGAUCAGUCACAAGGGAGAUCAAGAAGACCAUCAGUCUUCCUGAGGAGUGCAGAAAAGUUUUCAUCACAUAUUCCGUGGACACAGCGAACGAAAUCAUCACGUUUGUCAAAUUUCUGGUUGAUCAAGGGUUCAAACCCUCAAUCGACAUGUUUGACAGCGCAAUCCGAAACAUGGGUAUCAACCAAUGGAUGGACAGGUUUUUGAAUGAUAAAUCAGUGCUCAUCAUCGUGGUCAUCAGCCCCAAGUACAAGGAGGACGUGGAGGGCGAUGGAGACGAUGAGCAUGGCCUGCACACCAAGUACAUUCACAACCAGAUUCAAAAUGAGUACAUCCAGCAAGGCUGCCUCAACUUCAGACUGGUUCCUGUGUUGUUUCCAAGUGCAACCAAGAGACAUGUCCCCAGCUGGCUCCAGAGCACCAGGAUCUACCGCUGGCCCCAGGACACCCAGGACCUGCUGCUGCGCCUGUUAAGGGAGGAGCGCUACAUCAUCCCACAGCGGAGCGCUGAUCUCACCCUCACUGUCCGUACUCUCUGAGAGCGCUAAAAAGGACUCAUGCAAAAUAUGCAGCACAGCCAAAAUAGCUUUCUUUGUACAAAACUCAACAUGUUGUCAGUAUAUUUUUUCCCAGAUAAAGAUUUACUGGCUGUAUCUUUUACAGUAUUCAAUUAUAAACAAUCAUUGAAGUGGCACGUUUAACUCUUACUCAGUGAUUCCUGACAAAUCAGAUGUUACCCUGGCCAAUCAGAGUGUUUGAUGCUAGUCUGGGGCUUUUUUACGUUCUUACUCUUUAUCUGCGCUUCAUGUGGGUUUAACUAACAUUUGGCCACCAGAGGGCAGGAAAGAAGACACAGCAUCUAACUUUUGUUCUUGUUGGAUUAUUACAAUGCCAUGGUGAAUAUUAUUGUUAUUAUUACAUCUGAGAAAUGCAGAGAAACAUUAGCACUCAUCUGAAGUUGUGUUUCUGGACAUCUGACAGAUGGUUUAGUGUCCUCCAGCACUUGAACUAUGUACCAGUAAGUGCAGGGCAGGUAGCAUACAGAGCUUUUUCACCAAAAUCAGCUCCAAACUGAGAAAUUUUAGCAUCUUUUCAGAAAUAUAUUAUUUUUCAAGUACCUUUUUUAGCUCACAACAGAACAGGCUAUUGUCAUUAUCACUACUACUACAACUACUAAUUAUUAUAAUAAUACUACAAAUACUGCUUAUACUAAUAAUAAUACAUAACUUCAUAUUUUUAUAUUUAUUUAGCACUUUUCUUAACAAAGUUACAAAGUGCUUCACUGAAAGAAAUAAAGAAAAAAAAAUUCAGGACAUGGUUAAAAACAAUAAAAGGAGAAAAAAGGAGGGCCGAUGAGGGCUGUAAAAUUGUUCUGGGUGUAAAACUGCAAAGCGUUUUCAGAAUUCAUAAUCUACACUGCAUAAUUAUCAUUAACUAAAUGCUAAAAACAACAACAAAGCAGACCCUGAACUGUCGAGCAGUUGAAAUCCUUUAUUGAGCAAAAAUUGUAAAAUAUUUUGCUUUCCCAAAUACAGCUGUUCCCCCAGUAAACGCUUACAGUGUGUUUUUGUUUUAGAAAUGUACAAAUUUCUGUUUCAAUAUCCGAUAUGCUGUCUUUGUACUAUUCUUAAUUCCCUGUACAUGUCAAAUACUUAGC
This is a messenger RNA of Archocentrus centrarchus (flier cichlid), 2522 nucleotides long. RefSeq names its product TRAF3 interacting protein 2a (gene traf3ip2a). Bases 148 to 1404 code for a protein of 418 amino acids. The record is from RefSeq and is a predicted model, not a curated record. Gene Ontology annotation, biological process: humoral immune response; positive regulation of canonical NF-kappaB signal transduction. NCBI's taxonomy places the organism in Eukaryota, Metazoa, Chordata, Actinopteri, Cichliformes, Cichlidae. The transcript has 11 exons.